Messenger RNA from Cladophialophora yegresii CBS 114405, 2226 nucleotides. RefSeq lists its product as uncharacterized. The transcript is spliced from 3 exons. The record is from RefSeq and is a predicted model, not a curated record. The coding region runs from base 1 to 2226 and encodes 741 amino acids. Lineage: Eukaryota; Fungi; Ascomycota; Eurotiomycetes; Chaetothyriales; Herpotrichiellaceae. Gene Ontology annotation, molecular function: phosphatidylinositol binding.
AUGGCUGAAAUGCUGUCCCCUUCGCAGACUGCGGCCCUACUCGACAUCCUGACCCAUUACGACACCUACGCGCAGAUACGCGAGUUCCGCAGACCCGGCAGCCUUGCCAGAUAUGGUCCCCCGUUCACAGCCCACAAGGACACCCCAUCCAGCUCACCGGCCCUGCAGGCGCUUGUGUCACGGUACUUGUUGAAUCUGCCCGGGUUGAACAACCUCCCCGAGAAAUGGUGGACCGUGCAAUGCCACGACAUCAUCGAGAACCUGGAGAAAGCCAAUCUGAGCGAGAGCUACGACAAGGGCGUCAUUGGCAGCCGCAAGACGCUGGCGACGGCCAUCUCUGCUCUGAUCGAGUAUCCCGUCCGAGGCACCUUUGCGGGCUUCCCACGGAUCAAGGAUCACGACGAGCACUACGAUUUGACCAAUGCCGAGGAUCUGCGCCGUGCCUUUCGUGACUUCCUGCAGGAGUCCGUCUAUGGAGAUAUCCUCGAUCGGAUGGUCGAGAAGACGGCCACGACGGACAACCUCGGGGACCACCCUCAGUUGACCAAAGCCGUGCACGAGUUUGUGCUUGUCAACCUCGCCUCCUUGAUGCACUAUACGCUUAUCCUAUCGCCCAAGGGACAGUAUCUGCUGAAGCUGGUGGACAAUGCCAACAAGCUAGUCCCAUACAUGGUUCUCCGGCAGACCCUCAAGAUCGGCAACGUGGCCACCAUGAUCAACGCCAUGGUCAAGGUCGGGCUCGCCAAGAUGAGCGUCGCCAGCGUCACCAACUGGAUGGGCUUGACCAAGGAUCAGGACGAGGGGAGCAAUCUCAUGCAGACGAUCAUCUCCACCGUCCUCGGCUGGGACAUCAAAGACCUCGAGGCACGGGGCUCCAGACUCGAACGAGAACGCGCGCAGCUCGGCAAAGACCAACUGCACGCCCUGAAAGAGUACACGACCAAGUCGCAAGACGAGCAAGAUCGGAUACGCAAAGAAAGCCAAACGCAGUCCAUCUCCAUCGUCACCGCCAUCUUAAAGGACGCCAAAUCCCCUUCGACCGAGCUGACCGACAUGCACCACAAGCAAGCACUCGAAUACCUGUCCAUCCAGCUCUCGGUCCGCGACCGCAGACAACUCGUCCAGGUUCUUUGCAAGUCUACGCCCGACCAUCUGACAAUGUCAGUCCGGGAGGUGGUCGAUGCCUACGAACCCGUCAUCCGAAGGAUGCACAAGGCGAUCGACCUGGCCUCGACGCUCUCGGACUUUGAAUACUUCCUCAAAGACCUUAUCAAGCUCGCCCGGAUCCGCACCGACCCCAAAACGAACAAGGCCGUUGUCCCGACGGUCGGCGACUUUGUGCAACUCCUCCGCAAGCACCAGCGGUCAUGUCACGUCUUCAUGCACCAGUGUGCCAAGAACGACAAGGAGCUCACGGGAUGGUAUCUCGACUGGGCCAAGACCGCGGCCUCGCAGUUCAAACAAGAACCAGGUGAUGGCCACGACGACACAACAGCGAAGCACGGCAAAGGCGGCGCCGGCAACCUGACGCCCGCGCUGCACGACCUCUUCGCCUCGCUCGACGAGGCCACCCGGUCGCGCAUCCUCCCCAUCCUCGACUCGCACUCGAAUUUCAUGGAGGAGAUGCACGCGCAGUCUCUCUCUAGACUGGCAUUGGUUUUGAGGUCACCGCCCUCGAAGAACCCGCACAUCGCCAAGAUCUUCUCCUCCACACCGACUCAUUCGUCGUCGAGCCGGCCGUCGUCGCGACCACCAUCUCCGACCCGCGACGGCGCAGAGACACCCACCUCCGUUGCCUCCGAAACGCAAACCCAAAGCGACACGUCGCGCGAGAUCAAAGAACAGCCCACCCCUGCGGACGUGUCCUCGAGCCCCGGUCCUGGCGCGUUUCUGGCACGCUGGCAGGCCUUGCUCGACGCCACGCCCAUCACGCCACUCACCCAGCACGGCAGCCUCAAGGCCGCGAGCAGUCCCGAAGUCGUGCAGUCUAGCGCCACGGACGUGGACGGAUCGCGGCUCGUCGAGUUUGCGGACACGGAGGCGAGGGGGGGGAAGAUUAGGGUGGAGGAUCAGAGUCGGAGUCAAGGUGAGAGUCAGAGUCAGAAUCGCGACGAAGUAGGGAUAGGGGUGGAAGCUCGGAAGAGGCAGCGCGAGUUGAAGGUCGUGAUCGAUGCCCUGGGGAGGGAGUUUCGGGAGUUACUUGGCAGGAGGGGGUGUUGUUGGUAG